Leptopilina heterotoma is the source of this 2276-nucleotide messenger RNA. RefSeq lists its product as uncharacterized. Bases 337 to 837 code for a protein of 166 amino acids. The transcript has 4 exons. The record is from RefSeq and is a predicted model, not a curated record. Lineage: Eukaryota; Metazoa; Arthropoda; Insecta; Hymenoptera; Figitidae.
UUCGAAAUUGUCUAUAGCUUCAGUCGCGCAUUACCCGCCGUUGGUGUCGCGCACGCUGAGCGUGUUGCAAAAAAAAAAAACAGAAACAGUGAUAGUCGUUGUUUUUCUUUUCUUUUUUCUCUUUCAACUUUUUUCAUUUUUUUUAUGAAAAUAAAAGAAGAACCAAUAAAAUGACAUAGACAACGAUUUUCAAGUGCUAAUAGAAAAAUUUCCUCCAAGAAGAAAAAAAAUUAAGAAACUUUGGAUCUUAAUUUUAUAAUUGGAAUCCGAAAUUGUCACAAGAAUCAAUUUUUUUGCAACUUUUUACAAUUCCUCGAAUUAUUUCUCAGUCCAGCCAUGUCACUGGAGGAGUCUAGAAGAUCACAACGUCCGUAUAGAUACGGUAUGGUACUAUUGUGUGUAGGAGCGUUAAUUAAUUGGUUGGGUCUCGCCGAAAAUUACGUGGAACCUGUCAGAUAUGUCGGUGUAGCCUGCAUUAUUGCAGGAGCUUUACUGAUAUGCUGUGCUAUGUGCUGUUGGCUUCAUGCACCACCAACCAGAACUAGUACACACACUCAUCAUAAUAGUCAUCCAAUAACUGCCCAGAUUGAUGAUCCUAUUCACGUGAUAUCGAUAGAGGAGCCUCCUGAUGGAUCCAGACAAAAACCACCGGAUUAUGAUGCCGUGACUGAUGCUCCACCAACUUAUGAUGAUGCUAUCAAAUUAAAUCCAGGACAAUUAGUGAGGUCCAGUAAUUGUAGUUCAACUAUUUUAUCAGCAGAACACACGAUACCAGGGACGGUCGACGCACUUUCCUGCCAAUCUGUACCCACACCACCACCACCAUACGCCAGGUGAGAACCCUUGGACAGGGGAUAUGUUAUCCUGCCAAACAGCGUAAUUAUUGAUGAGGAAGAAAAUAAUUGGAGGAACAAUCAAGUACAAGGCUAACAUGUGCUAUACAUACUUUAAAAAAAAUUGACAUCACAAGUGAUUGAAAACUAACUUCGGACAUAUUAAAGAGAGUGAAAAGUGUCAAUGUGCGUAUAUUGAGAAAAAAAAUGAAAAAUUUUUCUCUCAAGAAAAUGAAAGAAUAAAAAAUGGCUCUUGCGGGACGAGAGAUGGAUGAUCAACGAAGACAAGAGAAAAAAGAAGAAGAAGAAGUGGAAGAAGAAAUGUAAAACGUGCCUCUAGUCAAUAACCACAUUUCCCGUUAUAUCGUCAACCAUCAUACAAUACACUACAAUGGCCUUAAAAAAUGAGUAUGGAAAACAUUGCUUUGGUCAAGAGUGGACACUAUUUUAUUUACAUAAAAUAAAAUCAAAGACGAUCGCGACAAAGGUACUAGAGUACUCGACUGAAUAGCCUUUAUUAAAAAAAACAUAGCCUUAUUUUCUCCUGUUGAAAGCAAACUUUAUAUGUUUCUACAUAUCCAAAACGAUAAUUUACGAAUUGUUGAUAAUUCUUGUAUAUAAUUGUACAAAAAGAACAGUAGUUAUAGUUUCGCAAAUUUUCUAAUCUAAUUUAUAAAAAUAUACGACUCCUGGAAUGAUCUUCCUUGACGAAACUAUUGUUUUUUUUUUUGCAAAAUUAAAUUAUCACAAAAAAUAUUAUUGUAGCGAAAAAAUUAAACGGAAAUAAAAGCGUUUUUCGUUCAUCAACAACAAAAUUUACCGUGGCCACUUUAGUUUAAUUGUAAAUUUUCAAAAUUAAUCUAGUAGAUACUUUUGAAGAUAUUGUACAUAUAGUUAAAAUAUUUAUAAUUUUAGUGAUUAAUUAAAAAAUUAUAGAUAAUUAAUAAAUACCACAUGGGUGUUUUCAACAGGGUCAGUUAAAAAUAUUUUCUUCAGACUGAAAUUAAACUGUAAAUUUGCGUCUUUCGCACAAAGGGACAUUUUUAAAAAUUCUACGUUUUUCUAUAAUAUUUAAAAAUUCCGUUUUUUCAUUUAAGUAGAUAAUAAAUAAAGAACAAAAGUUUAAGAACCGGCGGCAGGAAAUUGGGCCGAAAAUGUUAAAAACAAUAUUUUUUUGAAAAAAAAAUUAUUAGUUUUAAUUUUUAUGGCAUAUAUUUAAAAAAAAAUGUAAAGAAAAAAUAUUUUGUUUUCGAAAUGCGUCCCUAUAAUUGUGAUAUACAUUGUUUUUUACGUCUAAUUGCGAUGUGCUUAAAUAGUUGAAACCAAACGUCAAGUGCAAAAAUUUCUGUUGUAAACAAUUGUUUGCAAUUGACUAUUUAUUAUAAGACUUUUUGAUAGCAACAUGGUGAAUAUAUAUUAUUGAAUAAACAACAAAGAAUUGUU